Phasianus colchicus (ring-necked pheasant) is the source of this 3417-nucleotide messenger RNA. NCBI's taxonomy places the organism in Eukaryota, Metazoa, Chordata, Aves, Galliformes, Phasianidae. The record is from RefSeq and is a predicted model, not a curated record.
AACGUAGCUGCAGCUUUGCGUCCUUCCCAAGGUUUGUCUUUUCCUUGGACGGUUUCCUUGGAGGCCGCAUGUCACUGGCAGUACUGAGGGCUCCUGGUGUCCCAGAGACCCACGCUUCCCCAAGCAUGUGCACACGCGCACGCUCAGCUGCACGAGAAGUGCCAUUUACUUUCAUAACAGCUGUUCAGAGAGAACACAGUAAACCAUCCCUGUAACAUCACUGCCCACAAAAAAUUACUCAAAAUUGAGCUAGAAGAACCUUCUAAAGCCAGAGAACCAGAUCAUUUUUACCUAGGUUUUCUCUAAUCUGCACUGGAGGCCUACAGCGUGCAUCUCCGUCCACUUGCAGCAACCUCAGUUCUUUGCUAUGCAAUUUCACAUUCUCAUAAAAGUUGAUAUGCAUCCAAAUGGCAGUUUCUCGUAGCUCAGAAACCUUUUCCUAAAUUGAAGUCAGUCAUGUUAAUAUAAAAUCCAAAGUGGUGUCGAUCAUUCCCAUCACACCACAUAGACCUUUUAGGAACAAUUAUGGAAAUACGAGCUUAAAGAGCCUUCAGAAAUGAUCCAGCUGACAUGCAGACAUUUCAGAUUUUUGUCCUUUUUGUUGAAGAAAGGUCGAUUCACAUGUGUUCUACAAAAGGAAGCUAAAUAUAACUCUCAAAUAUAACAUAACUAAGAAAAACAGAUCCUGUGCAGCAUGGUAGAUCAAGCCCACAUUACAAGAAGUGCAGUGGGACCUUCAUAGACAUAUUUGAAUCAGCUGAUGACUUUAGAAGGGAUCUUAAAAGCCGCAUUGCAAUUGUGGCUGGAAGUUUAAAAUGAUAGUGCCUCUUCAGUACAGUUGUGCCCUUGGGAAAGCAGUUUCUCCUGCCUGUGGGUUUUAGAUCUUGCAGCGCAUUAUAAACCACUCCUCCACAGAAGAUAAGGCCUUCUAGUAAAUCUCCCUCUUAACUAUUACAGAUCACCAUUGAAAACAAUGUGGCAAUUGAAGGUAUUUUAUAUAAGGUGCUUUGGCGUCCUAAAUUCUAAACUCAGAUAUGUGCAGAAAGGAACAUACAUCAGCACCAGCUUCUUCCCCAAAUAAUCAAUUUUAAGAUGUUUGUGACCAAGUUUUUAAUCAGAUUCCUCUAUUUCAGUACCCACUAAAUCAGAAAGGCCAGAGGACCAUCAGAACUUGUCUUCCACAAGCCUCAUUUGGCCAAGACCAUUGUGCAUUACAGAUCCCCACGAUGUUAAGUUUUAAGGUUUGUCCCUGUGGUUUUAUAGGAGCAGAAAUGAAUUCCCCAGGCAAAGGGCAGUGGCUGACCCAUGAAGAAAUACUCACCUCACCUCCUUCUAUCCUCCAUUAGAAAAGGAUUCAAGGAGACAUGGAACUUGAAAGAAUCAUUAGAGACACACUGACAUGCUUCAUCCAAUCCCACAUCCCUGCUGCAGACCUCAGUGGGAUGGAUGAAGUUUUCUUCUCUUACAUUACGGGUGUCCUGGAAGAGCUGGGUUCACCAGAGUCCUCUGAGGAAACCUUUGACAUGGACACCUUUGUAGAAAUGAUGGAGGCAUAUAUCCCUGGUUUUGCAGAAAUUCAGAGUGGGAAUGUUUGUGAAAUGAUGUUCUCUCUCUCAGAAAGACUUAGUGAAGCACGUAAUAAAGAAAAACCUAGCCAAAAAGCUGUGGAAAGCAGAACAGAAGUGCCCUCUGAAGACCUGACCAAAGGCCAGGAGCCUGGAGCUGGAGUCUGCAAAGAUGAAAGGCUGUGCACACCUACAGACGGAGCUGGGGCACAGGCAGGUGAUGACUUGAAGGGUGGUGUGGAGCUGCUACUGGAGAUGUUCCCGGCCUGUACUGUAAGCCAGGCAGAGAAGGCACUAGCAAUGGCCCUGGGUAACUUGGAAGAAGCAGUGCAGUUAAUUGUGGAAGAGAAGGUGGAAAUCAGCACAGCAGGUGCAAGUGUGAAGGAGCUGGUGCGGCCCCGCAGAGCACCCAACCAUGAGGAACUAAAGCAGGUUAUCUUACAGAAAUAUAUGAUGGUGGAUAGUGCAGAAGAUCAGAAAACACAUCGACCAGCUCCACCAAAAGAGGCUCCCAAGAAACUGAUCCGCUACAUCGAUAACCAGGUGGUGAGUACAAAGGGAGAGAGGUACAAAGACAUAAAGAAGCCAGAGAGUGAGGAGAUGAAGAAGACUUACAUCAGCCUCAAACCAGCCAGGAAGUACAAGUUCCACUGACGGCUGUGUCCUCCUGCUCUUCAGCCUCCACCUCACUGGCCAGGUGUGGAGGAUGGACAUGUGGCACUAGGGAUGAAGGGAUUCCCCCACCCAACACUAACUGAAACUAACCUAGGAGCCAGGACAGCUUCCUGAACUAACCUAGCUGAUAAGGUCAAGUUUCCUCUUCUUGUGUAGCUGCCCUUCUGUCCCUGGGGCACACCACAAUGGCUGUUGGGAGCCUGGGCAUUCUCUGCUAUUCCUUGCAUGGGACAUUAGAUCUAAAGAUGUAGCUUGUGGUUUUGCAGCAAGCUUUUUAGAAAUCUCUGUGCACUGUUGCUUUGAGUGCAAGCGUUAAUAAAGAUGAUGUGAGUUGGUGUGUAUUUCAGCUGAAGCAUGCACAUGCUUUACAGACCCUGCCUCUGAUCCCUCUUCGAGAAGCAGGGUCAUCUCCUAAUCACUACCUUCAUCUUGCUUACUACAAGUAGCUACUCUUUGACCACUUACUAGAUGCAAAUGAUGAGGCUAGACUCUAAACAAGAGCUGGGCUCUCCCUGCCAACACAACCUACAGCACUCCAUGAACUCCAGCUGACAGUAUGGCCAGGUCAUUUGGCAAUUGCCAUUUCUAACCACUAUUGUAUUACAAGCCUACAGCUGUGCAACAUGGAGCAGGGUGUAGGAGCAGGUCUGGGUACUACAGAGAUGUAAAUCAGAAUCUGGAAGAAACAAAUAGCAAGAACCAACUGCUCUCAGCAAUAGCACAAUGAGGUUUGGUGCUUUUCCUCUACUGAAAUCACAGUUAGGAGCAGAUUCCCCUAGAAAACAAUUACUGUCUUGUGCUAACCCAGUGCCUAAGGCAGGGUGCUAAGUCUGCACACGUAUGCUGGGCUCACACUGCCUUCCUCCCAAAGCUCACCUACCAGAAUGAGGGCUGCCACCUUUUUUCUUUACUACUCCAGCUAGCAUGGAUUGUUCUCAACAGCUCUGCUGGCAUGUCCUACACAAGUUCCUCAGAAGAUGACAGUCCACAGCCCUCAUCAAACAUUCUCCUGCUCUCUGGAGAACUGCAAUUUUGAAAUUCAAAAAACAACAAAUAAUAAAUCCUGUGUAUUGGCUGGUUUGUUCAGCACUAUGGUGUUCCUGCAAGUCCCUCACUGUCUCCACACUGCUUCGGAGGGAGUUACUUCCCCAGGAGGCACACACAGAGCUCACUCACA